Molecule: messenger RNA, 1128 nt
Organism: Penicillium atrosanguineum
Lineage: Eukaryota; Fungi; Ascomycota; Eurotiomycetes; Eurotiales; Aspergillaceae
Exons: 2
Molecular function (GO): hydrolase activity
Source: RefSeq, a predicted model, not a curated record
UCCUCAACACCGAAGAAGCCAACCAAACAAAAAACCAAUACCCAAAAAAUGCCAAUCCCAAUCUUGGACUCGCACAUCCAUCUCUUCCCAGCCACCCAUCUCCCAACACUAGCCUGGUACACCCCAGACAGUCCCCUCGGUGCACAACACAGCGUCGACGAAUACAAACACGCCUCUUCCACCCCAACAUCAACAGAAAAUAACGCAGACAAAUAUCUCCGCGGCUUCAUAUUUCUCGAAACAGAUCGCAUCUCCUCGACAGAAGAAAAUGACUCCUCAGGAUCAGGAUGGAAUCACGCCUUAGACGAAGUAUCUUUCCUCACGCGUAUCGCGUCCGGCCAUCCAGUUCCCGGAGAAGGCCAUAGCCCAGCUGACAAAGAUCUGUGCGUGGGUAUUGUACCUUGGGCACCUGUACCCGGCGGACGAGAUGUGUUGAGGAGAUACAUGGAUAUGGCUCGGGAGCGGACGGGGCCGGAUGUUUGGAGGAAGGUGUGUGGAGUGAGAUAUUUGGUUCAGGAUAAGCCCGCUGGUGUGAUGCUAGGUGAUAGUUUUGUGGAUGCGUUGCGCUGGUUGGGGGAGAAGGGGAUUGCGUUUGACCUUGGGGUUGAUGCGCGGCAGGGGGGAUUGGGUCAGUUGAGGGAGGCUGUGGAGAUGAUGGGGAGGGUUUAUGAUGGGGUUGGAGGGGAUGGAGUAACUAUUAUUAUAAAUCAUCUUUGCAAGCCCAAUCUCCGGAUUGGGGUUGACGAGUUUGAUACCCAUGAGGAGUGCUUGGAGUGGAGGGACAUGAUGGUGAAGAUGGCUUCUGCGAGUGACCGGACUUAUAUGAAGCUUUCUGGGGCGUUCUCGGAGCUUCCGCCGUUGAAUAGAGAGUCGGAGCCCGAUGUCAAUGACUUGGUCAAUCAUGUGAAGCCGUGGACGGAUGUGGUAUUCGACGCAUUUGGGCCCGAGCGUGUGAUGUUUGGCUCCGAUUGGCCAGUGUGUAAUGUUGGAGGCGGUGGAAAUGACGUCUCGUGGAACAGAUGGCGCAAAGUCGUUGAAGAGAUCCUGGUACGAAGAGGGCUUACAGAGGAGCAGAAACGAGGAGUAUGGGGAGAGGUAGCAAUCAAGGCUUACGGUGUUGAGCUUUAA